AUGGAAGAAGAUGAUGGGAUGGGAAGAGUGAGAGAGUUGUUGGACUUGGAUUGUUGCUAUUGUUGCUUGCAAAUGGUGGUACCAUACUUCUCUCAUUUGCUAAAUGAAUCUAGGGGAACAAAGGAAGGAAGAGGACAAACUCCAAACGCCCAAAGCCAACAUGAAUAUGGGUCAAACCGGGACAUAACCACAAAGGAAGUUAGUAACGCUCUCAAGGAAAUAGGGCGAGCCAAGGUAGUUAGUCCUGACAACAUCCCGAUUGAGGUAUGGAGAUGCUUAGGAGAAGAAGGCAUUCAAUGGUUAACUAACCUUUUCAAUGUUAACUGGAGCACACGUAGAUGCCCGAGGAAUGGAGGAGCAGUACACUUAUCCCGUUAUAUAAAAACAAAGGCGAUGCACAAGGAGAGGAAAAAGGAUUUACAUAUGGUGUUUAUAGAUUUGGAGAAGGAUUAUGAUAGCAUACCACGAUAUACCAUUUGGGAGAGCCUAGUGGCUAAGGGAGUCUCGCGAAGCCAUAUUGAAGCAAUACGAGACAAGUAUAAUAGAGCAUCAACUAACAUACAGACACCUGGAUCAGCACUAAGCCCAUUCCUCUUUGCAAUCAUUAUAGAUGAGCUCUCUAAGUCUAAUUGGGAAACCGUGUCAUGGUGCAUGUUAUUCGCUGACGAUAUAGUGUUAGUCGCAAAAACUUGCGAAGAGGCUAAUACUAAAUUGGAAGAAUGGAGGGCAGUUUUAGAAAGUAAAGGGUUACGUAUAAGUCGUAUAAAUACAGAAUAUUUGAGAUGCAAUUUUAGUGGCAAUGAUCAAGUUGAUGCUCAAGAUGUGAAAAUUGGAGAAGAUGUAAUCACAAGUACGAAAAAGUUCAAGUACUUAGGAUCGGUUAUCCAAAGUAAUGGGGAGAUUGAUAGGGAUGUUACACAUCGUAUACAAGCGGGUUGGCUUAAGUGA
Amaranthus tricolor (Joseph's coat) is the source of this 948-nucleotide messenger RNA. RefSeq lists its product as uncharacterized. The transcript is spliced from 4 exons. The coding region runs from base 1 to 948 and encodes 315 amino acids. NCBI's taxonomy places the organism in Eukaryota, Viridiplantae, Streptophyta, Magnoliopsida, Caryophyllales, Amaranthaceae. The record is from RefSeq and is a predicted model, not a curated record.